Penaeus monodon (black tiger shrimp) is the source of this 1179-nucleotide messenger RNA. RefSeq lists its product as uncharacterized. The record is from RefSeq and is a predicted model, not a curated record. NCBI's taxonomy places the organism in Eukaryota, Metazoa, Arthropoda, Malacostraca, Decapoda, Penaeidae. The transcript is spliced from 4 exons. The coding region runs from base 402 to 851 and encodes 149 amino acids.
CGAGAGGACACGCACGCUUGCUCCCAUGCGCUUGCCUUCAAGUUGCUUAUCACUCUGACGUAUUACGCAGGAAAUAAACACUUAAAAAAAGGCAUAGUGAAAAGACACUUUGGCGUUGAAGAGACGACGUUUUACUGAAUAAGAAGAUAUAAGGCGAUGUGAUAUGUAAAAAGAUAAAGAGAGAAAGAAGGUGUUUUCCGUAUAAUUGUUCGAAAAGAACUGAAUCAGAUAGACAGUUGAUAACAUUGAUAACGAAACUCAACCCCACCAGCACACGUUUCGAAACAGAAAGACUACGGACUAAAACCUGAGAAAAAAAACUGUUUCUGUGAUGAAGAGGAAGGCAUAAGGUGCGCAAGACAUCGUUCAGGAGACGAAAAGAAAGUGAAAUAAGGAUAAACAUGAGGAAGAACACUACGUUUCGGUUUUCUGUCCAGGACCACUAUUUACCAGAGGAGGUCAACUUCUGGACGAUGGCGAUCGUGGCGGUGGGCACGGGGUUCAUCCUCACCGUCGCCGUCUCCAUCUACCUCAUCUGCCAGACGCGGCUGGAGCGCCCCCCCCAGCCCCGCCCCCCGAGGAUGGUCCGACACAUCAGCCAAGGCCCCGACGCCCUUCCGCUCGCCCUCACGCACGCCCACCACGACCUCCACGCCCACCACGACCUCCACGCCCACAACGACCUCCACGACCACCACGACCUCCACGCCCACCACGACCUCCACGCCCACAACGACCUCCACGCCCACAACGACCUCCACGACCACCACCUGGACGACCUGGACGACCUGGACGACCUGGCUACCCCCCUGCGCUACCUGCCCCCCCCCCGCGACCCCCUUGCACGAUGAUCUGCACGACUAGCGGUGGGUCGUCGUGGGGUCGUGACGUCAUAGGUUCACUUUCCAGGAAAUGUUGGAUUAAUUAUCAUUGAUCAUCUAUUAUUUUUUAUUAUUUUUUUCCCAUCUACUAUUCCAUUUUAUCUUUUACUAUUUUUUUUUUAGAUUAUUAUUUUUUUUUUUUCCUAUUCGUAUGCUGGAGUUUGAUUUGCAUUUUGAUAGUUUUCGUUUCAUGAAGAAAAUCCAUUAUUAUAAUAAUAAUAAUUUUUUUUUUUUUCUGAUUCAAAUCAUUGUUUUUCCCUACUCCUCUCUCUCUCUCUCUCUCUCUCUCUCUCUUUCU